This is a messenger RNA of Solanum pennellii, 1690 nucleotides long. RefSeq lists its product as uncharacterized. The record is from RefSeq and is a predicted model, not a curated record. The transcript is spliced from 3 exons. Lineage: Eukaryota; Viridiplantae; Streptophyta; Magnoliopsida; Solanales; Solanaceae. The coding region runs from base 225 to 1298 and encodes 357 amino acids.
CCCUGUUUUGUCUCCUAAUUUUAAAAUGUGAAAUGACCUGAAUACCCUCAUAGGGUAUACGUACAUAAACAGAUGAAUCCAAUGUUUCGAAUAUCCUGGCACUCCUACAACUCGAAGCUCAUACUCGCGCGAAAUUUGAGGUUCUUGGUUGUUCGAAUAAGAAUAAAGGAUUGAUUUUUAUCCGUUAACCGCAUUGCACUUUGUAUAUCUUACUUGUUACUGCAAUGGGUCGGAAGAAAUCUAAGCCAAAUCGUUCUGUUGGAAUUUUGGAAGGAGAAGUUCCUAAGGGGAAAUUAAACGGUAAAACAGAUGCUGGAACUGCGGAAAAAGAUGAGUCUUUUGUAGUUGAUGUGCCAUUUUUUGUUGAAAUUGAUAGGUCUAAUUGGUUAUCGGACCAACAUAUGGAUAUUUCUGAAAUUGUUUUAUCAGACUUGAAUGUUAGUGAUGAGUUCGGUAAUUAUGUAUUGGAUGAGGAUUUUUUCAGGGAUUCAAGGUAUUUAUUGAGGUUUAGGGUCAGUAAUGUUAAUGAGCAUCUUACUAGGAUAAAGUUGGGUCAUUGGCCUGUAUUAUCUGCUACUAGUAUAUGUCUUGAAAUUGUAGCAAAGCAGGAGAAAGAGGGUUUGGAGGAAACGGUUGUGUUGAUAGAGGGAAAUUUUGAUGGACCUGAUGAGGGUAUAUCAGGGUUAGUCCAUCUGGCUAGUUUGAAGUUCUUCACAUUGAGGCCUGUUAUUGUUCCGAGUUAUUUAGCAUCUAUACGGAUGAAGGUCGAGAUUUUGAAAAGUGCCUUUGAUGGGUGUGAGUCACUUCUGGAUACAUCCAGACAGCUGUGGAAAAAGAGCAUGAUGAAUGUGAUGGCUUGGCUACGUCCAGAGGUUGUCACAGCAGAGGCUAGAUAUGGAUACCAGGUGGCAGCACAUGCGGAUAUUGGUCUAGCUUCGGGGCUGGAUGAAAGUUCGUCUUCUGCAAGGAAACUUUCUAGGUUUGAUGUAGCUAGUUUCUAUGAAGCUAUUAAGCCAUCAAAGGAGGAGCCGAUGCUUGAUGAUGACCUCCCUGGUUUGCUUCCUAAGCUUAGACCUUACCAGCGCCGUGCUGCUUAUUGGAUGGUGCAGAGGGAGAAAAGAAAUUCCGAUGGCUCCUUGCAAAGCAAAAUAAAUCACUUUAUUUCUCCUCUGUGUAUGCCACUGAGUUUAAUUGACACCCCUAUAACAAUAUAUUACAAUCCAUUUUGGUAUGUUUCUCUCUCUAUGAUCUACAGAAAAUGUUAUCAUUGCAUUCACUGUACUUCUACCAUCCGUUGAAGUUUUUCAUCCAUGGUUCAUCCAGUAUGCCCCUUAUGAUAAAAUGGACACUUCCGACUGUUGGCACUAACUGAAUUUGAUUUUGCUAUCGUGCAUUUUAUGAAUUCAAAAGGUGGAUGAUCAACUUCUCGUCAUCUUUUGUUCUUUGGAUUGGGAUGUGACUUGCUAUGUACAUCCCUAAUUCCAGGACAAGUAUCCAUGUUCCCCUUCUUUUUUCUUGCAAAGAUGAAUGGUAAAAUUCGUCUUCCUGAUGGCUUAGGUCACUAUUGAUGGGUGCUUCUUCCUCUUCCUUAAGUACACAAUUCUAUUGUUCUUAACUCAAAAUACAAGGGGUCGAAAAAUUGCAAUAGAACCUUUUCAGAUUGAACUGAUAUCUCUCUUACACAUCUCUU